AUGGGAAAUCAACUUUCAGCCUACGAAGAGACACCUCACGAAAUUGAUCUAGGUUCCAAGGGCCGGAUCAAAGGUGUGCAAUAUGACAACAAGGCCCGACGAUACGCAGGCGUUCCGUACGCUCUCCCGCCAGUUGGCGCGCAUCGCUGGAGAAAGCCUCGCGCAUUGCCCGCCACGUACACGUACACCCAAGAAGAUCAAAGUCCCUUUGAUGCGUCCAAAUUUCGUCCAAUCUGCCCCCAAGGAACGUUCUCAAGUAGCGCAGAAAAGGGUCAUGGCUCUGAGGCAUACAGCGAAGACUGUCUGAUUGUCAAUAUCUGGACGCCAAUUGAAGAACCUAGGGAGGAGGGCAAAAAGUGGCCUGUUGUGCUCUGGCUUCAUGGCGGUUGGUUCCAGCUUGGCGAGCCGCUCCAAGAACUCGGCAUGGAUCCAACCGAGAUGAUUUCCACUGGCGGUCUCAACGCAAUUGUGAUCGGUAUAGGAUAUCGCCUGAAUAUUUUCGGUUUCCUAGGCGGCGAAGCUUUGCUUGAAGACAGCAAUGGCGAAAGUGCCGGUAAUUUCGGUCUUUGGGAUCAACGGCUCGCCAUGGAGUGGGUGCAUGAACAUAUUGCGGCCUUCAAUGGUGAUAUCAACAAUAUCACAUUCGGUGGACGGAGCGCAGGUUCAUAUGGAGCGCAUGCACAAGUGUUGCACGAUUUCCGACGUGGAACACAACUCUUCCAUCGAUUCUACAUGUAUUCAAAUGCAAUUCCUGCACAACCUAAAGCCAUUACCGACGUUAACGGCCAGUUUGACGAGCUGUGUAGUCAGUUUGAAGUUGCGGCUGAUCUCUCUGGGCCGGAGAAAGUUGACGCGUUGCGAAAAGUCAGCUAUCGAGAUUUGAUCGACGCCAUAUCACACCUCAAGAAUCACACUUUCCGCCCUAUCACCGAUGGUUUGUUUAUAUUCCCUGGAUUUACCGAAUAUCAUCAUAGUGGGGCAUUCGCAGAAGAAUUCAAGAAACGCAAGCUUCGAAUCCUAAUUGGAGAGGUACUCAAUGAGGAGACUCUGUAUGCCACUUACAACACUCCCGAGCCCAAUCUCGACUCUUUGCGGAUGCAAGUAUCAAAUUACUAUGCACCUGAGACAACCGAACGUGUACUCAAGUCCUAUCAACUACCUUCUAGCUCAGCCCCGUCUGAAUGGAAGACACUGUACGGCAACAUCAUUGCAGAUGGUCAGGUACGAGCGCCAUCUAGGUGGUUGAUCCACAGCCUCAGCUCUCAUGGUGUUCUACUUCGCGAUAUCUGGCGCUACCGCAUUGCGUACCGUCUGUCUUUUAUCACAGACAAAAUAGCUCCGCUCUCCUGGGGCGUUUCUCAUGCUAUGGAUAAGCCGUUCUGGAAUUUCGCUAUUUUACAUGGACCAAAUUAUGCCGAAAGAGCCCUUAUGCAAGAUUGGAUCAAAGUUUUGGUUGCUUUCGUGCACGACGACCAAGAGUAUGACUUUGGCACAAAGUCAAUUGAUGAAAUGAAAGUCGCGACACCAGAAGGAAUUAUCGAGAUCCAAAAGGACGUCCGUUGGGACGGUCUCGUAAAGCUUGGUGAAGUCUUUGCCGAUGAACAUGUCUAG
Messenger RNA from Penicillium soppii, 1611 nucleotides. RefSeq lists its product as uncharacterized. Lineage: Eukaryota; Fungi; Ascomycota; Eurotiomycetes; Eurotiales; Aspergillaceae. Bases 1 to 1611 code for a protein of 536 amino acids. The transcript has 2 exons. The record is from RefSeq and is a predicted model, not a curated record.